GAGUGAGAGAAGGUUAUCGAGACAGGAAAUUCGGUUGUAGCGGAGGUCAAGGUACUCUAGACUUUCGAGUCCCUCCAGAUUCUGUAGGGACGAGAUCCGAUUGUUGGGCGCACGCAGGGUCUUCAGUUGAGGACAGGAGAUGGAGAGAGAUGGAGGGAUGGAUGUGAGGUUGUUACAGGCAAGGGAGAGGUAGGUGAGGCGAGAGUAGAGAGCCAGAGUGGCCUCGGGGACGUCAGAGAUGUAGUUGAAACAGAGGUGGAGCUCCAGAAUGCACCCGCAGCUGUUUUCGUCGGAGCUCUCGAGGCAGGAAACGUCCUGGAGCUGUCUCUUGUUGUAGUUUAGAAGAGUUGUGGCACUUCUGCACGUUGCCUCAUCCAUCGCUCUCCAGUCUCGCGUGCACAGUUGACGAGAUUUCCAAUUGGAGCCCACCCACGUGGUUAAUUCUGCUAACUCAGCAACCUUUGCUGCUCGGAGCUUCUUAUCUUCUGUCUUCCGUUUGAAACUUGUCUCGGGCUCGCUAUGGGGAAGUUGAACGUGACGCUACUGCGCUACCUCUCCAGGGAAGACUUCCGAGUGCUUACAGCGGUGGAGAUGGGAAUGAAGAACCACGAGGUGGUACCUGGGAGUCUGAUCUCGUCCAUUGCCGGAGUCAAGCCGGGCGAGUGUCUGAAGAUCCUGAGAAACCUGGCCAAACAUCGACUUGUCUGCUACGAACACAAGAAAAGCUGUGGCUACAGACUGACAUUCCUGGGCUAUGACUAUCUGGCUCUGAAGGCACUGGCUAAUAGAGAUGUACUCUAUUCCAUUGGCAGCAUGAUAGGUGUCGGCAAAGAGUCAGAUGUGUAUGUUGUAGCAAACGCAAGUGGAAAACUGUUUGCUCUAAAGGUUCACAGGCUGGGAAGAACGUCGUUCAGGAAGCUGAAGGAGAAGAGAGACUACCACCGCCACAGACAUGCUACCUCCUGGAUCUACCUCUCGCGGCUAGCUGCCAUGAAAGAGUUCGCCUACAUGAAGGUAGGCUUUCAUCUCUCUGUCUCUCUGGUUCUAUACUUUCUUCUCCUCUCGGCUCGAAUUCUUGCACUUUAGCAAGGGAUAUGGCACUCUAAGGUAUCCAGGAUGGCUGGCUGACCUGUCCUUCCCACUUGUUGCUAAAAGAACAAAGAGUUUAAGCCACGGUCACUCCCGAACACUGCACACUUUAGACAUGGUCCAGGUUUUCGGAAUGAUUAGCUGACCUGUCGUUCCAUCCACUUGCUUGCUAAAAGUACGAAAAAUAUAGGGCACCCUACAAAAUAUUUCUGUCACAGUGUUUUAAGUUGGUCUCUGUGCUACACUCAGGCUCUUCACGAUCGAUCAUUCCCGGUGCCUGUGCCAAUUGACUUCAACCGACACUGUGUCGUCAUGGAACUGGUGGACGGCUUUCCUCUGAAUAAUAUCCAAACAGUAGGCGAUGUGCCUACUCUCUACUCCUCCCUAAUGGAUAUUGUAGUCCGUCUCGCCACUCACGGACUCAUCCACUGCGACUACAACCAGUUCAAUAUCCUCGUUAACGAAAGGGGCAAACCCACUCUAAUUGAUUUCCCGCAGAUGGUGUCCACUUCACAUCUAAAUGCACAAAGCUAUUUUGAUCGAGAUGUGACGUGUAUCAGGGACUACUUUAAGAGAAAGUUUGGCUACGAGAGCGAGCUAUAUCCAACCUUUGAUGAUAUCAGAGUGACUGAAAAUGUUGAUACUGAAGUGUCUGCCAGUGGCUUCACUCGUGAAAUGGAGGACACUCUCCUAGAAGAGGUGACUGGAUGUGUGGAGAGUGAGAGUGGGGAGGAGGGGGAGGAUGAGGAGGGGGAAGAGAGGGAGGAAGGAGAGGUGUGUGAUUAUGCCACUGGUGAAAGCGAGGAGAAGGGAGAAGAUGAAAACUUGAGUGGUUCGGAAAAAGAGGAAGAUGUGGAAAAGAGCGCAGAGUUCUCGAAAGUCCAGAGGAACAAGUCGCAGAAGAGCCUGCAGCUGACUCUAGUGAUGGUGCCAGUGAGAGUGCAGUCUCAAGUGCUUACACCGUUGCUACGACAACUAGCUAUCUCCAUGGGGACAGAACGACGGUGUCCGGAUACUCUCGUCCACGAGUGGGGUUCUGCCAUGCUUCUUCGUUGUGCCUUUUCACUCUUUCACCAGCAGUCCUCCCGUGUCGUUCUAGUCCGAGCCAUGAGCGGUGCAAAGUCUUACUCGUCCUCCGAGCUGCUCAUCAAUGACGGCAAGUACUCUUGGCUGCGCAAUCUGGGACUGCAGGAGCAAAACCCCGGCGUCUAUGACGGAACCUGGCACGCCAACGGACCCACCGUCACUUCCUUUUGUCCCAGUAACGGCAAACCAAUAGCUCACAUUCAAGAGGGCUCAGUUGAGGACUACCGUCAAGUUGUGCAAAAGGCCCACGAAGCAUGGAAAACAUGGAGAGAGGUUCCAGGUCCAAAGAGAGGCGAGGUUGUGAGGCAGAUUGGUCAAGCCCUGAGGGACAAUCUCGACGACCUCGGACGUUUGGUGUCUCUGGAGGUAGGUAAGAUAUACCCGGAGGGGGUCGGGGAAGUACAGGAGUAUGUAGACAUAUGUGACUACGCUGUGGGUCUCUCGAGGAUGCUAGGAGGCAGCAUCAUGCCGUCAGAGAGGCCUGGCCAUGCCCUGAUGGAGCAGUGGAAUCCAUUAGGUCUAGUGGGAAUAAUCACAGCCUUUAAUUUCCCAGUGGCUCCGUUUGGUUGGAACCAUGCGAUCGCCAUGGUCUGUGGAAACUGCACUCUCUGCUCGCUAUUUUGUGUCCAGGAAAGGCGCUCCCAGCACCCCACUGUCCAGCAUAGCCACACACUUCUCUCUCUCCCUCAGGUGGGUCAGAAGGUGGGGGUAAUGGUGCAGGAGAGGUUUGGGAAGAAGAUCCUGGAGUUGGGUGGCAACAAUGCCAUCGUCGUGGCGGCAGAUGCUGACAUUGACAUGGUGGUCAGGUCCACCCUCUUUGCUGCCGUGGGGACCGCUGGCCAGAGGUGUACCACUGCCAGGAGACUGAUAGUUCAUGAGAGUGUUCAUGAUAAAGUGGUGGAAAGACUGAAGAAGGCAUACUCUCAGGUUAAGAUCGGAGACCCUCUCGAAGAGGGAACACUGUACGGUCCACUGCACAGCGAGGCAGCAGUUGAGGGCUAUGACAACGCAAUCAGUGAGAUCAAGUCCCAGAAUGGAACAAUUGUCUAUGGAGGAAAGCGUAUCGACAGACCGGGGCACUACGUGGAACCAACACUGGUGACGGGAUUAGCCCAUGACUCACCCAUCGUCCAAAGAGAGACCUUUGCACCCAUCCUCUAUGUCGUCAAGUUCACGGGAGGUAUAGACGAGGCCAUAGCCUGGAACAACGAGGUGGAGCAAGGCCUCACCUCCUCCAUCUUCACAGCCAGUCUGGAGAACGUGUUCCGCUGGCUGGGCCCUGCCGGAUCAGACUGCGGCAUCGUCAACGUCAAUAUUCCUACCAGUGGGGCCGAGAUCGGCGGUGCUUUUGGAGGGGAGAAGGCUACAGGGGGAGGGCGUGAAUCAGGGAGCGAUGCCUGGAAACAGUAUAUGAGAAGAUCAACAUGCACCAUCAACUACAGUAAGGAACUUCCACUAGCCCAGGGUAUUAAAUUUGAAUAAACUUUGGUAGCAAGUAUAAUGCUGCUUAUAAUUCAUAAUAGUUACCUAACUUCUAUUUUAGUGACAAUGAAUUGCAGCUUGUCGCUCAGUAGAUACUGCGUCCCUGCAGCCUUGUUGCUGAGUUGAGAAUGAGCAAUAAACCGCGUG
Geodia barretti is the source of this 3804-nucleotide messenger RNA. The record is from the annotation of a GenBank genome assembly. Lineage: Eukaryota; Metazoa; Porifera; Demospongiae; Tetractinellida; Geodiidae.